Molecule: messenger RNA, 291 nt
Organism: Polychytrium aggregatum
Lineage: Eukaryota; Fungi; Chytridiomycota; Chytridiomycetes; Polychytriales
Exons: 1
Biological process (GO): regulation of cyclin-dependent protein serine/threonine kinase activity
Cellular component (GO): nucleus; cyclin-dependent protein kinase holoenzyme complex
Molecular function (GO): cyclin-dependent protein serine/threonine kinase regulator activity; protein kinase binding
Source: RefSeq, a predicted model, not a curated record
GUGCUGCAGGCGACCCAGAGCUUCAUCCCGCUCUCGGUCGUCAUCGUCGCGCUGAUUUUUAUUCGGGACAUUGGCGUCUCCUCGCACCAGCUCUCGGGUGGCUCCGAGCCCCACCUGUUCCUGGUCUCGCUUAUGGUCGCCCACAAGUUCAUGGACGACCACACCGUCGUCCCGGUGACGUGGUCUCGCCUCUCGGGCCUGCCGCAGAAGCAGAUCAACAAGCUCGAGCAGCAGUUCUGCAUGGCCAUGGACUACAACUUCAAGGUCGAGCCCGAGGUCUUCCGGCAAUGG